Messenger RNA from Oikopleura dioica, 363 nucleotides. The record is from the annotation of a GenBank genome assembly. Lineage: Eukaryota; Metazoa; Chordata; Appendicularia; Copelata; Oikopleuridae.
AUGGUUUAUUCGUGGGGGCCUUCGAUGACUACCAAAAAACCUUCGAAUCCUGGAGAAGCGUACCCGUGGCAAUUGGAGUGCGCGCAGAAACAACAGCUGCUUGAAUCGAUGUAUGCUUACCAUGAUCGAGGGGAGGAUACUUCUGCGGAGGUGCACUGCGAGGAACUUGACAAGGACUGGAUCGAAUAUGAAGCGUACAAAACUCAUGAAAAAUGCAACAUCGUGAGCCCAUGUGACAAGGAAAAAUACCAGAAAAUCUGGGACCCUCGAUGCAAAAAAUUCAACGACGAUCUUGACCGUGCUUGGGCUAAAGCAAAUGAAGAGGGAAGAAAAGAAGGUAUGGAAAUCAACUUGAACUUCUGA